Molecule: messenger RNA, 1203 nt
Organism: Iphiclides podalirius (scarce swallowtail)
Lineage: Eukaryota; Metazoa; Arthropoda; Insecta; Lepidoptera; Papilionidae
Source: the annotation of a GenBank genome assembly
AUGCGAUGCGAUUUGGCACGCUCGCGCGCCUUUACGGCCCUCGCGAGGCGCGCCGUAAAGGGUUUUACAGCAAACCCCCCCCCCCCCCCCCCCUCGCGCCACCGCUCCUCCGCCGGCUCCUUCCUCUCCCCGGUGCAUUGCGGUCGCUUCCGCGGUCGCUUUGAUGUGCGGACGGCCGUUGUCGGCACUCCCAUAAACCGGCUGCCCAUAAUGGCGAAGUCCGUGCUCGACCUGUACGAGCUUUACAACCUGGUCAUCGCCCGCGGGGGGCUGGUGGAGGUCAUCAACAAGAAGCUGUGGCAGGAGAUCAUCAAGGGCCUGAGACUGCCCUCCUCUAUCACCUCCGCCGCUUUCACGCUGCGCACACAAUACAUGAAGUACUUGUAUGACUACGAAUGCGAGAAGAAGAACCUGUCAACCCGCAGCGAGCUGGACGCCGCCAUUGAGGGCAACAAGAGGGAGGGACGCCGCGCCUCUGGACAGUACGACGCUCAAGCCGCUCUGUCUAUGCCUUCGUUGAACCGCGGCGUAUCACUGUCAAUGCCGCUAAGUCAGCCGCUGGCGCUGCCACUGGGCGGAGUACCGCGCCUGCCGAUGCACGCGCCACACCUGCACAACCACGACAUAGAAUUCCGCGUGAGGGAGUACAUGAAGAUGAUACAGCAACAACGCGAGCUAAUAAGAAACGGCUCCGAGUCGCCCCCAGGUAGUGGUGGGACGAUGAUGUCGCCCCGCGAGGCGGCGUUGAGCGCCAUCGACGUGUCGCGCCUCACUCUGUGGUCACUCUACAACAACAACAACAACAACAACAGCCCCCAGCCGGACCUCGAGCCGCAGCGGUACGACGAGGCGCUCAACCUGAGCGAGAGCCCGAACUCGAAUGCGAGCGGGGGCAAGCGCGAGGCGUGCCGCUCCCCCCCUCCGCCCGCCAAGCGGCGCACCCCGCGGCCCCCGUCGCCGCCCCGCCACCCCGCGCACACCGCCCACCCCGCCCACGCCCAGCACGCCGCGCACCUGCCGCAGCUCAACGGCAACUCGAACGGCGUCAACGGCGCCGCCUUCAAAAUAACCACCAGGGGUGACGCGACCUCUGGUGACCAGCAACUCGUCGUCUCAAUCGAACUGAACGGAGUCACGUACGAGGGCGUUCUCUUCCCAUCGCAGAACGGAAGCGGUCAAAACGGCCACAGGCAAAUGGUCUCU